AUGACUGGAGAGACCCAGCAUGUUUAUGCCAUCGGUGAUACUGAGGGCAGCGCCAAAGGCCAGGAGAAAGACUUUGGCUUUGAGCGCUUCGGCGAGAAGGAUGGGAGGGCGUUCAACGGCAGCUUGCCCGAGGGCUCGGAGCCGGGCUUGCACAGCGGCAGCGAGGGCACGUCCCCCUUCCCCAGCACCAAAGACAAGGAGCCCCAUAGCCAGAGGGAGGCUGUGAUCAGGCCACAGCAAGCCGGGAAGAUUGACUUCAAGUCCCUCCACAACAAGCCCAAGUUUGCCAGCGAUAGCGCCUGGAGCACCCUCAAGGGGAGCCCGCAGUCCCCCACCGGGAAGAGCCGAGCCCGGGAGAAGACCAGGCGGUCGGGGAAAGGAGAGCGGAGCCACCACCAGCUCUACAGGCUCAGCAUCACCAAUGCCCGGUCAAACCCCACCAUCGGCAUCGCCUACCCCCAGCAGAAGGUCACCCCGCCGAAGAAGCCGGAAGUCAGCCAUGGGCCCAUCUCUGGGAGCUACCGGUUCCACGUGCCCAGCAUCCCCGAGAGAGAGGCCGAACUGCAGCAGGAAGACCUCAGCUUCAACCGAUGCUUCCCAGAGGCCCCCGCCAGCCUUACCUCCACCAACUAUACCUCACAGCCAGCAGCCAGCCCGCGCCAGAACCACAGCGUCAAAGGACAGUCCCCCGCAGGCAUUCCCCUCAAGAGCCCCAGCACCAAUGGGCAGCUACAUUAUUUAGAGUUUCAGGCAAACGGGACUAAUUCUUGGCCUUCUCCAGAGAAGAACUUUCCAGGUGCUAACUAUGGGGUCUCGCUGCAGAAGCCAAGCUCUUUUCCCGAGGGCAGCAAACCCAGUGCUCACGGCCUGGGGGCCUUGCCGUUCCAGUACCCUUUUCAGCUGCUGCACGACACGGUGAAGGAGCCCUACCGCAACGAUGCUGGCAGCCAAGAGUAUGUGGAUGUUCCCCUUGCAGCCAGCCAGGUGACACACGGUGCAUUCAGCUUCCAUUCUUCCUCCCGAGAGUGGCAAGAUGAGACGCUGAGCAACGGCUCCUAUGAGAGCGUGUCCCCCGAGGGCCGGCUGUACGGCCUGCCCUCCCAGCCGGCCCCGUUCCUGCCCCCGCAGCCGCCGGCAGUCCCCCACCACGGCCCUCUGCCGUGCUACAAGGGCAGGAGCGAGCAUUCUGCCGAUCCCAAUGGUGCUCUCUCGUCAUCUGGUGCUAUCGACCAAAAUUCAAGCACUUUCCAAGAAAACCAAGCUGUUUUUCCGUCUAGUUUACACUCUCCUAGCAUGCCAAAGCCAGUCAGUAAAAGGCAAGCCUCAUCAAAAGACAAUGUCCCUAGCCCACGGCUACUGAUCCAGAGUAGCUCUCUUAGAAGGAAUAUGCCACCGAACUCUCUCUCCCAAGUGCACUUUCAGAACAAAGUCUUUUGCAGUUCCCCAGCGGGCAGCGUAAGCACAGGAUCUGUGCCUUUUGAGACAAGCAUUCCCACUACACCACCAGCCCACCCCAGGCUUGUGCAAGCUUGGGAGGGUGCCACUAAGGUGUUUUCUCCCAUGGACCAGAACUCUGCACCUUAUUCAAACCCUGUUGGAAACCAGUUCUCAUUUGAGUGCCAGUCUGGCCCUGAGCAGAGGCAGCACCGGCAGAAAAAUGCCAGGAUGCCUUGGCAGCAAAUACACCUCACUUCUGCAAUGCCCAGUCAAAACAGAAUAGAGCUGUCGAGACAAAUCACCAGCCAGAAGCUCCCUUUCCCCCUUGGCACAUCAGAGUGGCAAGGGAGUGUGAAAGCCCAGAAAGGCACCCCGUUAAGUAACUCUCCUGGGUAUCACAGCAAAAAGCUCUUGCCCGGAGAGGGCCUUGGGACCCGGAGGGGUGACCCCAGCCGGCAGACCUGCAGUUUGACGAGUGCUUUCUCUUUUGAAAGUGGAAAGGACCCAGGAUCUCCUGCCUGUGAUUCAAGAAGCAAAGCCCUCUUCUACAGCAUGGGCCAAGCAGGACCUCCUCCUCCUCCCUCCAGGAACUCAUCCAACUCGGCACUGGUCUUGCCGCCAUCAGCCUUGGUGGCUGCCUCGCCAUGCGAGUCCCCACUGCCUUCCCCUGUCCCCAACCCCACCUGCAGCAGCACCUGCUCAUCUCUCUCCCCCAUGUCAAGCAGCCCACUCAACCCCAGCUUUGAAGACAGCCAGAUGUCAGGAGCACUUACCCCUUCUCCCUUCUUCCAUCACCCCUGUCAUCCCAAGGACAGCAACAAAACCUUCCACUCCUCCGAUGUACUGAGUUCAGGCUCACUUCAUUACCACCCAUCAGACUCUGUCAAGUCCUUCCACUUUCCUUCUGAUGCCCUGAAGGAUGACAGUCUCCUCAAAUGCACCCCAGAGAGCCCAUUUCACAAGCCUGGCAUGGAGGUGGCCAAAGGAUGCCUUGACGGUCUCGAAGGGGAGCAGCCUCCUCCACCUUAUUCCUCCCAUCACCUGCUGGCCAACUCGCUCAGCAGUGCCAGCUUGGACCAACUGGAUGUGCUCCUGACCUGUAAGCAGUGUGACCAGAACUACAGUAACCUCUCCUCCUUCCUGGAGCACCGGCAGUUCUGCAGCUCACACGCCGCUUUCCAAGGUGAGGCGAAAGACGCUUCCCGGUCAGCAGAGUGCAGGAAACCGCUCCCUCCGGAGCCCGCAAAGCACUCCCAUGCUGGGCCCAACCUGGCACUUUCUCCUGACCCCCAGGCGCAUCUGCUGGCUCUGAACAAGAACGAUGAUUUCCUGCUCGAGGGGGAAAGCAAGAGUGAUGUCAAGGAAGAUGCUUUGAAAGGCAACCUCUUCAAUGGCCUAACCACAAACUCCUUGCCACUUACUGCAUCUGACUUGGAAAUCGAUGACGCCAAGCUGGACAGUUUGAUCACAGAAGCCCUGAAUGGCCUAGAGUACCAGUCAGAUAAUCCAGAGAUUGACAGCAGCUUUAUAGAUGUGUUUGCUGAUGAGGAGCUUACGUCCGUGAAGGCUGCUGGCAACGGGCUGUCUCACAAGGCAAAGGAAGCCUCCGAGAACAAAUCGAAACACACAGGAACAGAGGAGAAGCCAGUAAACCAGCCAAAAGCCAGCUGUUAUUGUGAGGACAGCCAUCCUACAGGGGAGCAGGCUAAAAGAAGAACAGGAAAGCAUCACAUUCAUAAGGGGAGAGCAGGACGGAGAUUGGCAGGCCACAAGGCUGAGCAACAGGAGAAGCCCCAGGGACCUGACAAGGCAGCCAGGCUGAGGAUAGGGAGAAAGAACAGCAGUAGCAGCAUUCCACCAGCAGCCGUAGCCAAGUCCACCUCAAACCAAAAGCAGCCCAGAAAGGUCAGCCAGGAGACUCACACAAAGAAUGAGGUUGGGCCGGGUGUUGCCACCAAGAGCUCCAAGCCACCCCGGUUCUCCAUGAAGGACAUAAAGAAGCGGAAGCCAAGAAGUGGGACAUGGAGCAAGGAGCUCAUUCACAAAAUUGUGCAGCAGAAGAACAAGUUUCACAAGCUGCACGUGAAGAGCAACAAGCACAUGCAGUUCUCCUUGGUCACCGAGAGACUGAUGCCAGCUGCCAAGGAGGGUAAAUUUCAGGAGUAUGACUACAUUUCAGACUCAGAUGACGAAGGGGCAGAGUGCACCAAACUCCAUGGGAGGAAAAGGCGGGGAGCAGGAUUUAUUGGGAGGUCCAAAUACAGUUUUAGCAAGAAACGCCCCGGAAGAAGUGAAAGAACCAAAGAGAAAGAUCCAGCCUGGAGCUACAGCCAAAGAAGAGAGAGUCAAAAAAGAGAAACUCAGGAGCACAGGAGAGUUCCAAGUAAGGAGGCCACUAAAAAAGAGGAUUGUGCAACCAGAGUCCGAAGACGGAGCAGCCAGUCGUCUACUGGCAGCAAUCACAGCGUUAGCAUGUCCAGCGAAACUGGCCCCAGCCCCCCCUGCACUGAACGGGCUGAUUCAGACAGUGAAAAGGGAAACAUGCAGACGGGAAGGCACUCGGAUAACUCAGAGCACACACCAAGGACUCCACUCAGCCUUCCUGAAGACAAGGCCCCAAGGAAGAGCCAUAAAAGCAAAGGGGACUUUUCAAGAGGAACCAGACAGUUUGGCUCAGCCAAAUUUUUGCUGGCAGGCUCCAGGACGCAUCCAAGUACUAAAUCAGAUGUUCCUCUGACACACUAUACAAAGGAGGAGCACCUACCACAGACCCAGGAGAAGCAGCACCCCAGCACAGACACGUUUGGCAGGAGCCCCAUUAGACUUCCCUCUAAGGAGGAUGCAGAAGAGCCCAAAGGAGAGCUCAAAGGAGCAACAAGCCUUGCAGGUGAGACUGGAAAAACUAAUUUGGAGGCUCGGGAGUCACCUGAGUUGACAGCGGUCAGCCACAGACAUCAGUUUGCCCCUUACACUGACGAUGCUCUGAAGUACCCUGCAGAAGAACUAAUUGCUCCAUCCCAUGUCAGUAACGAAGCUAGUCCUGGCAAUGUGAGUGCUGCCUACUCAGAAGCCAGCAUCAAAUACUUGAAGGAACAUGGGCUCUGUGACAUUCGGAAGGACUAUCCUGCUCCUGUUCCCCCGUACGAGGAGGAUGCUGUUGGGAUGAUGCUUGCUGGCAAAGUGCCCGAUCCGUACGUGAACAGUGACAACACGUUUUUCGAUCAUAAAGGCCUGUCUGGUCACUAUGAGUCUGACCUCUUCUCAAAGCCCCCAGCCUUGGGUUCCUCACACACUGAUGAUAUCUACUUAUGUCAGGAUGACAUUAAUACCGAUUCCUUCGAGCAGAAGCACGCCAAUAUCUCCUCCUAUGCAGCAGAAAAUCCACAGGCCAAAGUUUCCUCCCCUCUCAGCUUUGAUUCCUCUUCAAUAUUUGGAGAACUUCCUGUAACUGAGUUUGAUCCGCCAUUAUAUGAGAGUGUUUCUGCAAGCAAGGAUAGUUAUGUGACAACAUUUGCCUGCCCUGGCAAUCCACCCAGCAAGCCACUGCCGUUUGAGCAGCCAUAUCCACCGUUUAUGCAGGAGAAAGACUGGACCCUCAUGGAGGAGGUGGCUCCGAUGUUGCCAGAAGACAUGACUCAGUUCCACAACCUUUCAGCGGAAAAGCCAUUAGCCAAGAAAUUCCCUGAUGAAGGACCUGUCCCUCCCAACCAACUGUCUCUGCCUCUGACAGACAGGAUAACAGAUUAUAACGUAACUUUUAUGAACAAUAUAUCAGAUGAUGAACUGGAGAUCAAGCGAUUAGUUACAGAACUGGAAAGUCAGCUGCAGACUGGCAAAAUGAAUAAUGAGGCACCUGUCGCUCUACAGAAACCUGAGCAACACGUUGCUGCACAGCUGCAAGAACAGGCGGCCGAGCAAUUUCCACCUCUGCCUGUUGAUCAAGAGGCUGGCCAUGAAAAAGGACUGUUUUUGGCAGGUGACCUUGGGAGUACAAGCCUUCUAGCUACAAAAGCCUGUGUUGGUGAAAGGUUGGGGGGUGAGAAGCCAGGUGUUGCCAAUGUACGUGGCAACUAUGAGAGACCUAGAGAGCCCUGGCCCUGCCCUGUGGAGUUCAGCUCACUGGAAGCAGGGAUGUGCACACCAGCGCCUGAAGACUCACUCUCUGUGGACCAUUUCUGCUCCAAAGAUGCUGAUGAUCAGUUCCAGGGAGCUGAAACUGCCAAGGAAAGUGACUCCAGAAAGAGGGAAAAGGAGUCCUCCUCCCAGGGUCUACCUGACUCGUGUACGCCAGACAAAGCAGAGGCUCCGAUCUACACAGACCAUAUGAUGAAAAACCCUCUUGUUGCCAAUGAUUCCUUGUUCCCUAAGACUCUAGAGGCAGCUGAACCAAACAAAGAAGAUAUUCUGCCAUCCCUGCCACGUAAGCAUGGUGCUGAGAGCUUCCCUGUAGCAGGGAAAACAGAUAAAAGCUUUGAUGAUUCUGCAAAGCUGGAAAAGUUUGAUACACAUCUUCCAACCCUUAAACCUGAAUUUGGCUUUCAGCAGGGUCUGGCCCCAGCUUUAGAUCUCACAUUUUCGCCUCACAUCAAAGAGGUCCCAGAUACAGAGGAAAGACCUUUAAGCAAGUCCGAGUCACCUAGAAUGGCGAAAAGCACAGUGCACUUCAAAGGGGAUAGCAGUGGGUCUGUGUUACUGGAAGAAACAGAGGAGAGCAAGAGCACUGCAGCCUACCAAGCCCCUGGGACCAGUGACAAAGCCAGCAAGCAAAAAGUAUUGUUGCUUGAUAUGCUGAGUCUGCCCAAGGAGAGUGACUGCGGUUCCCAGAAGAGGCUGGCUUCCCAGGAGACUGCUGCAAACCCGCUGCAGCAGCUCCAGCUCUUCGUUGCCCGGACUGUGAAGAACAACGAAGACGAGCUGUUGAUGCCAUGCUUCCCCAUGCUUCUUGCUCCCAGCCACCCACCUCCCAGUGCCAGGGUCCAGCCGGAGCAGAAAGAGGAGAGCAGCGGCAACUUGGAAAGUGAAAAUCAGACAUGCUGCCCUGCCCGAGGGGAGGGGAAUGUCCCCAUUGGGGGCGAGGCAGGGAGCAUAGCUACCCCAGCUAAACAGGCUGCACUCUUUUCAGGUGCAUGCGAGCAGCUGGAAUCAUUCAGUGAAAUGGACUCUUACAGUGCAAAACAAUCCACAUUUGUGAACCUGGAGCUGCAAAAUAAUGUAACAGAGCUGCAGCACUUAGCAAAUGAGCAUGCAGAACAGAAUGACAUUAAUAUCUGUGCAGAUGGUGUUUCCCAAGAGCAUAAUGACCUCUCACCACUUAACAGCACUGUGGUGACCCCAUUGCCAGGGCAGAGAAAGAAAGCUGAUCAGCUUGUGGAAGAGCAGGAGCAAGAUAAAAACAAAGCAACCUUGGCAUUUAAAAAACAUGAGCAAUCUCUUUUAAGCCAUAGUUCACUUGAGAAAGAAACAUUGGGUAGUGCAGCAGCAGAGAGGCUGGAAACAAAUGAGGCUGAAUGUAGAUCCCGGUGUGAGGGAUCUAACCAAGAUGUACAGUCGUUAGGCUCCAUAAAAACCAAACGGAUAGGACGAAACAGUAAUCAAGUAGGGCAUGGGACACAGCCCCCGUGCAGUGCAUCUGUGAGUCCUGCCAGCCCGCUGGAUCCCUCAGAUGAUCUUCACCAGGAUCAUCAUUUGUCGCAGGGCACAAAAGCCUCUAUAGUAAAUGCUAAGGUUCCCGAAGAAGGAAAUAGCAAGAAAAAGUCCCUCAAUGGCUGCCACUACACAAACGAUUCUCUGGCCAGCCUGCCCUUGCAGACAAACUUGUCUCAUCCUAAAUACUUGCAAAGCAAUGGCACUGAAGGAGGAGAGUUCCCCAGCUUCAGCACUCAGUUGUCAGAGGACAAUAAAUACAGUAUAGAAGGCCCCCAGAAACUGCAUGUGAAGGACUGCUCCCUUGCCUGCUUGCCACCUUUCAAUCAACAGGAGGCUGGAAAAGGGGUGCCAGAAAGCCCCUGUGCCAUGCUAUCAGGUCCUCAUUUUAAAGAAAACAAAGCAUGCACCAUCACAGAUACAAUUAUUAAUUCCCAGUCCGUUCCUCCAGAAACCCAAGGUUACCCAAACCAGUCCACAACAGAUCUUCUGCUGAUUAGAGAAGGAGAGGUAAACUUAAAUCAGAAAGAGCUUGAGACCUGUUCUCAAGAUGAAAGUAAACAUCAAAACGAACCAGAGGCUUUGUCCAGUGGUUCUGUAGUUCAGCAGAUACCACCUGCUGCCAACAGCAGUCCUAAAAGGAUUGCAGACCUUGAUCCUGCUAAGGUAAAUGCCCAGCAUUUUUCAGAGGCAGCAGAGGUGAGUUCUGGUGAUCCUUCCAAAGCUACAGAGAAUGGGGGAAAGAAUUUAAAAGAAGAGAAACCAAAAAGCCAUGGAGCUGAGCAUGGCAGAGAAGCUGGGAGUUGUGUGUUAAAUAACGUGGGCCAAGGAGAGGACAACUCAUUUACUAGUCUUCCAAACACUUCCCAAAAUGAACUGUCAAAAGAAAAGCCAAGUGGGCUCCAGGUCACCUGUGAUAUUUGUUCAGCCUCUUUCCGGUCCAAGCCUGGCCUGACCAGGCAUAAAGCUGUCAAGCAUCAGGUAAAGAGUAAUAGUGUAUCACAAGCAAGUAAGACUUCUAGGUCUGAUUUAAUUCCAAUAGACAAAGCAUCAAAAGCAGCCAAAAAAGUCCCUAGGAGGACCCUAAAGACUUCUGUCAAAGAGAAAAUCUGCAGCUCACAAAUGCCAACCACCACUGUUGAGCACGUCCCCAAGAAAAUAUGCACAGGCCUGGAGAAAGAACCCAAUGCACGGAUGCAAGAAGUGGUCAGCAGAGUCCUUAGUGACCUCAGCGUUAUAUCCUUUGAGAUGUCCCAGGAGCUUCAUCGCACGGGCGUUCUGAACAGAGAGAUGAAAUCAAAGUAUCAGCACUCGGAGUCAAGGGGAGUAGGUGAGGCAGUGGCUGAAAAGCUGGAUCCUGGAAAGCAAGCCAGGAAGGGAGAAAAGGGUAGAAGGAACCAAAGCAAAGAUCCUGGAGGAGUAAACAGCAAUUCUGAAAAAAAACUAAACAGGAAAGUGAGACGAAGGAAAGCAAAGGUAUUUCCCAACAGAAAUGAGCCCAAUGGUCCAUCUGAGCUGGAGAAUAAUGUGAAUUCAGGUCCUUCCCCUGCUGUCCCCAGCAGUGUCAGCUCCAAUCUGUCCAACAUGAUCGAGGGCUUGCAUGAACCACGCAGCUGCAUCUCAGCAGCGGAAGAAAAUCAGCCCAACUCAGCCCAACACUCUCAAAAAGCAGAACAGUGCCCUUGUGCUGUUGAGCACUCACAGGACCCGGGCAAUAGGAUGGAGUCUUCAAAGGAAAUGGUUGGGAAGGAGUCAAUAAAGGGCACAGUUGCCUGUCCUACAGAGGUGGAAGAUCCAAGUCGAGUGGAAAACACAGAGUCUUGCAAGAAAUGCGUUGGUAGGUUUGCAAAGCAAGUGGAAAAGGGAUUGGGCAAGGUAGGCAAAGAGUGGCAUCUUCAUGGUGAUGGCACAGAUGAAAUGAAUAUUGAGACGAAAGACAGUUCUGUGGGAAACAGCCGUGCUGGAUAUCAGAGCAGUGCCCCGCAAGGUCCCACAGGUUCUGUUGAGCAGGACCUGCCACUGGAAAACCAUGAUUUGGAAACCACCCCAAAGGCUCCUGUGCAAAGCACACCGCAAAACACUUCUGAUGCCAGCUCUCCCUUUGGAGAGCCUAAGCGCUGGGUGAAGGGAGACUUGCCGCAGAGCGAAGAGCACUGUGUGGACAGUGCAGCUGUCUCAGACCUCCAGAGCUUGUUUGAUGAUGACUCCACGUUCUCCCAGCUGUUUCCACGGGAUGACCAGUUCAUCCGGAGGAAGUGUACACGGGUGUAUGGGAAGCGCACCAAGAAACCCAAGCCUGUCACAGAGGUAAACAUCCGGCCAGCGGGUGCCAUCGACCUCUUUACUAUCCGAUUAGCUUCUGACCUCAGUGAAACCAGCUCUUUCUGUGUCACCAGGGAGGAUCCUUGUGAAUAUGAAACCAUUUCUAUCGACGAUGCCUUAAUGCUAAACAUGUGUCACAGUAGUAAGGCGAAGAGUGGAGAUGCUGUUCCCGGUGGAUCUAAAAAUACUGCGCUGAGGUCAGACUGUGAGAAGAGCAACCAAGAGAAGGAGGCCAUUGACCUAGAAGAUAACAACGUGCUAACCUUCCUGUGCCAAAACAGCCAAGUGGAAAAUGUCCCCAGCUUGAACCCUUGGGGCUGUCUGGAGAAGGAGGGAGAAAGCGUCUCUGCCGAGGAAAUGUUUGAGCCUCUGAUGAGCCUUGAGAAUGAACAUUCGCUAGGAGAAACGAGCUCAGAACCUCCCGACCUGGCAGAGGAGCCCUAUGAUGGCAAGGUUAACGAAGAUUCAGACUCUCCUAAAUUUCACACAAUUGACAUUGAGAUGCUGAAUGCAAAGCUAAAAAUGAGAGACGUGUGUUUCUUUGGCCCUUGCGAAGAUCUUCCUGGCCGUACUGAUGAAAAUACUGUGAGUUUCAAGCAGAAACCAGGCCAGCAUGGCAAACAUAGCAGAAAUAGGCUAGAAGACGGGAAGCUGGGGAAAAACCGCACUGACGUAAACAUCAAGACCAAAGACAAGCAAUAUAAAUGCAAAGUGUGCUUCCAGUGGUUCCUGACGUUAGGGGAACUGGACUUCCACAAGCUCACCCAUAACCCUUCCCCUCCUCCUACCUGUUACAUGUGUGUCCAGCGCAAAUUCAGCUCUCGGGAGCAGCUAAGGGACCAUCUGAAAGAGAAGCAUGCCAAAAACAAGGCUGGCCUGUGGGCUUGCGGGAUGUGCCUGAAGGAGAUUUCUGAUGUCUGGAUGUACAAUGAGCACCUCCGAGAACAUGCCACACAGUUUGCUCGGAAAGGACAAGCACAGAAGUCCGUGAUGGGCCUGCCUGCCUGCUUUGGUGAGGACAGCGCCGCUGUCACCCACUUCCUCAACACCAUCAUGUAUCGGAGACCCAGCAAGUCCUCCAGGCAGGCUGACUCCAGCAACCAGCAUCUGUUUAGCCGAGAGAACAAGAGCCCGAAAGAGCUGCUCCUUGAGCAAGAGGCCAUGGCGAUGAAAGACCCCUUAGAAAGCAACAUCAAAGUCAAGCCAUCUGCACCCAGCUCUUCCAAAGCAUGCGCCAGUCCAUCUCCAGACCAUAUGGCAAAAAGUGAAAGCUCCCCCAAAACUGUCCCCAUGCACCCAGACUGUAAGGAUCCUUCCAGAGACUGUCAUCACUGUGGGAAACAGUUUCCCAAACCCUUUAAGCUCCAGCGGCACUUAGUAGUGCACAGUUUACAGAAGAUCUACUUGUGCCACAAGUGUCCGAUGUUCUACCAGGAGACCAAAGAGCUUCGAAACCACCUCAGCCAGGAGCAUGGGAUACUGGAGGAGCAAGAGAUCAAGCACACCACACUGUAUGCAUGCGAGCUCUGUGCAGACGUCAUGCAUGUUAUCAAGAAGUCCUUCAUAUGCAGCAUGUGCAACUACACGUUUUCCAAGAAAGAGCAGUAUGACCGGCACAUGGAGAAGCACCUUGCAGGAAGCAACAAGACCUUCAAAUUCAGAGGGGUCAUGAGGCCUGGCAUCCCCUCCAGAGAGGGCAGGGAGAAAGCUAAAGAUGAAGGCUCCCUCCAAGAGGGCAUGCCACCGAACAAGAAAAGGAAGGUUGUUCACCAUGGCAGCUCACUCCCACGUAGCUCACCUGUGCACCUGGACCACGCUAGUGACCUGCAGCUGAUACAGGUUGCAAGUCCUGGCCUGCAGGUUCCUAGUGAGUCUUUCCCUAUAGCAGCUAGUGAGCCGGGAGCACCUCUACCCCAAACCUCUCUGAAAACAGAAGAGCUCGUGGGCGACUUCUCUGAUCUCCUUGCAGAAAUGGAGAAAUCUCAGUUUGAUACCCUGCCUCCACCACCAUGCCUCUCCCCAUCUUUGCCAGCAGCUGCUGCAACCAAUACAGAGCUCAGCCAUAUCACUACUCUAUCCAUUGAGCAACUGGAGAAAGGAGCUUUUGAUGGGAAACCACUUCCUUUCUUGGACUCACCCGAGUUUACUAUUGACCUUGCUGGAUUAGCCUGUAACGAGGUAGCAGAUGAAAAACUGUCUUCUCCACACCUUACUGAGAAACGUGGCAAUGCCAACACCCAUAAAAGAAUAAACUUAGGCAACAAAGAUGAAUAUAUAGCAGGUGUCCUGGAAAAUCCUGACAUAGCCACCAACUCUGUGAAUGAGGUCCCAUUUCUCCAAAUCUCCAAGAAGGUCCCGGAGCUUCCUUCACCGAGAGCAGAGGCUCUUCAGGCCAGAGAGACCAACAGAACACUGUGGAGCAACCCCAGUGUAAAUGAUGCGCCUUCUUGGGAAGGAGCAUCUAAGGCCAGUUCUUCCGAGGCUGCCCAGCACCCCUUGCCCCUGAAGGACAAGACAACGUCGCCUGUGCUGAACAAGGCUGCCAAAGAGUCAGCCCCACAGAAGAAAACUGCAGGUAGCCAGGCCAGCAGCGACGCUUCUUCCAACGCAGCCAGCCCUGGAAGGAGCGCCGAGGAGGGUCCAAAACCCGGCUCGCUGAAGGAAAAAGCUGUGUCCGAGACAGGUGCCUGUGCCAAGGAGAGCAACGCUAACACCAGCAGCAAGGAGCAAAGUGCCAACCAAGGCAAAUCCACCAGCCACCAACUCAAAGGUGAGGCAGCCAGCAACGGCGUGAGACACGGGCACGUGGAGCUGAGCAAAGCCACGGAGAAGCCGGCUCUGAGUGUGCUGGGCAAGCUUCACCCAAAGAAGCGAAGAGAGCACAAGUCCUUGAGUCACAGAGGGAGCUCCGGCUCCCGGGAGAACAUUGAGGGAGAUGGGAAAAAGAAAAAAGCCCGGACGGCAGGUCCAGGCAGGAGUGAGAGCACUGGCGAGUUUAAACGCGCCGACUGGACCAACGCCGAAGCUUCUGCCCUCUCCCCCGGGAGGAGGGAAACGCACUGCAACAGACUGAUUCCCAAACCCAGAAUGGCAGGAGUUGGCAACCAGCUGAAGAAGAUGGUCCUGGACACCUACAACCAGAAGAAGGUGGAGAUCCGUCAUGCCAACGGGGAUGUGAAGCGCAAAAAGGCCAUUCUGGGGAAGAGCCUCCACCAGGUGCUGGCCAAGGGGCCGGUCUCCUCCCUGCGCGGCUCCUUGCACAGGCCGCGAGCCGCGCGGGGCGCGAAGCCCGCCGAGCCGGCCAGCUUCCGCACCGCCGAGUCCCAGAACAAUCUGCUAAGCCAACUCUUCGGGCAAAAAUUAACUAGCUUUAAAAUUCCUUUAAGAAGAGAUACUUCAGAGUAAUUUAUGAAAGUGACUUAUGGUGAUCCUCAGCUGCUUUCAUGGGGUUUGCAAGGGAAAAAUUAUCAAAGCGUUAAAUUCGUUUGUGUAGCAUGAUUUUUCUGUCUAGCUUAAAUGAACUUGCACUGCAGCCUCUGUGAAAUAGUUUGCUUUGUGUCUACUAAUCUACUUUAAUUCACCUGAUUUAUCAUGCAAAUGCUAGAACUUUGAUGUUGCUGAUGAUUUUCAUGAACUGAAAUUGUAAUCGCUUUGGGCAGACUGAAUCGUCAAGAGCAAUUGCUUUAUUGCAGAAGUGCUGAGGUUAUAAGGAUACUUGCAAAUCUCAGACCCUUUUGAGACUGUGUCUGUGUUAUCUUUGUACAAAGUACUUGAAGAGAUGAACUUCAUUCCGUAGACGUCUUAUUCAUAAGGUGCAGUACACUGUAGAAAGCAAAUUUUUUUUGAAGAUUUUGCACAAAUAAUCCCGUACAAUUCAUUUAAUUGGGAGCCAGCCUAAGAGAUGAUACAAUUAAAAAAAUUAAAUUAAGAAUCGAGCGUCCCAUAUUUUGACAGCCAUCCCUAAGAAUUUGUUUCUACAUUGUCAAGCGAAUAAUGAGCUAGCUUUCACGCUGCGUGGGCUGUUAUAGCAUUUCCGACGUUGCUGCCAUUCUUUGACCACUGUAGAUGAUGUAAAUGGAGGAAAGCCAAGAACGCGAGCAAACUGCACCUUGACACUUGUGACAAACUCUUUUUGUAGGUUUUUUUUGUUUGUUUUGUUUUUGUUUUGUUUUGUUUGGGGUUUUUUUGCGCAAUGACAAAACUGUGCCAAUUUACCACACCGGAAUGGUACUGUCCGAGUGCCCUCAACGGUAUAACUUCUAAACUAUCUUACUGUAUUGAGUUAGUGGCUAUAUAGGUAUCCGCUUUUACUAUGCAGUUACUGGUGCUAUUUUUAUUUUGUAAUGUGAAUACAGACUUCCUUGAUUGAAAAAAUAAAGGGAACCGUUAGGAAGUAGCAGUUACCUGUAAAAGAAAACAAAGCAGGAAAAUCAAACUUUAAGGAAAAUCCUGUAUGCUGGUACUCCAUAGUGUUGGAAAGGUUACGUCACGUUAUACAAGCAUGUUAUACAACUGAACUUUUGAACCGGAAAGAAAUCUCAGGUGCAAACGAGGACAUGGAAGAUAACUAAAUACUAUUGAAAUACUCCCAAGUCAAGGAGGUGAAGUAAUGCACUGAUGUGAUAUGAACAGUCAGAGUACUUUGCGUCUGUCCUGCAAAUUUUUUUUUUUGUUUUAGAUUUAAAAGGAAAAAAAAGAGGCUUUAUUCUGUUAAUAUGUAUCUUUACAAUUCUUUGUAUUGUAUAAAAAUAUUGUAGGUAAUUUACCUUGGGUGCAAUGUGUUAUGUCAAAAGUUUUUAUUUUGAUAUUUUGUCAGAGAAGCAGAGAGAGAGCAGGAAACGCCUUUUUAUGAUGUUGUAUGUGUGCUUUUAAAGUGCCUCUUUAAUAUUGUUAAAUAAAGUAUGAGAUGAAAAUAUGGGGCGGUACUGUAAAAUCA
Messenger RNA from Rhea pennata, 14338 nucleotides. It is a transcript of the gene ZNF469, whose product is annotated as zinc finger protein 469. The transcript has 3 exons. Lineage: Eukaryota; Metazoa; Chordata; Aves; Rheiformes; Rheidae. The record is from RefSeq and is a predicted model, not a curated record. Bases 1 to 12807 code for a protein of 4268 amino acids.